AUUGUUAGCCUACCUGUCCGUCGCCUUUUCACUUUCGUCGUACGUUCUGCUGUGUUAAGACGUCCCCGCGGGUCGUCACCGGAGAGAUGUACACCCAAGUCCUCCUCAUUCUUAUUCUGUGCGUCGGAUAUGCAUACCCAAUAUUUCCCCCCAAAAGGCAGCAUCAGGGCCGGCAUCAGGGCCGGCACCAGGCCCGGCAUCAGGCCCUGCCACAGAUCCGGCCUCGCGCCCGGCCUCACGCCCGGCCGCAGGCCCGCCCCCACGCCCGGCCACAUGCCCGGCCUCAGGUCCGAGGUCAGGUCACGAAUCUAUGUAAGGAUAUAGUAGGCCAGAAGUUCCUCAGCCAUCCCUCCGACUGUAACAAAUACAUACUGUGUAUCGGCACCACGCUUCACAACCUCAACUGUGGUACCCAGGUCUGGAAUAACACUAUUGGCACAUGUGUCAAUAAAAACACGAUUACAGGCCCCGACCCUUGCCAGAACCCUAAGAGAUGGGGUCCGCCACAGAUCUAUGCCUCCCCACCCCGUAACAUGAGAGGAGGAAUAAGAGCGCCUUGGAGAUUCGCCAAGCCCGUGUGCCCUGCUAGGUCAAAAAGGAGGAUCGCCCACCCAGACAAAUGUGCCCAGUACUACGACUGUGGUUCCGACCGUAAGGAAGACUGGUGGGGGACCAACCUCAGGGAGUGUCCUUACCCCCUCCUCUUUAACGUCCGACGAAGCGUGUGUGAUCAUUACGAUAACGUCAGAUGUGGCCGCAGGCGAAUCCCUCUCGACCCCUGUGAAUACAUUGCCAACCAAUGUAGAACUAUUUCCUGCCUUCCAUGCAUCUUGCGCUUCGGAACAUGCAAGAAACUCCCGAACGGAAUUCACCCCUGGAAAAACCGCGAAAAAUCACCACACUUUUUGGUGUGCAAAGAUCAACGUGUUGUAUUCCAUGGGGAAUGUAUGUCUCCCAAUGCUGGAUACAAGUUCGUGUUCGACCCCGUCAUCCACACCUGUCUCCAGUCUAAGGAUGUCUACAAGUUCCCAUAAGACUCAACCAGGAUUUCUUUGUCAAAAUAGGGUAUUCAAAAGGGAUUAAUUUAUGUUGUUUUUUUCAAAUUGGUAUUGAAGUUGUUUCGUGUGCCAAAUGUUCCAAUUAAAAUCAACAUCGAAACCUUUUAAUAAUAAAUAACGGAUAUUAUUUGUAUUGUUGUUUUAGAAUGUAAAGUAUCUUGUACCCAAUACAAAAGCAGAACGUUGAUCCAUCACCCAAAUCUCAUUGGCGGUACCACUUAAAAAACCGGAAGCAACACCGGGUUUAAAAAAAAUAUACACCACAUGUGGCACCUAUCAAAUGUUUGCUAGUCAAAUCAAGGCAAGUACUCAGGUCACAACUGAUCUGAGUCACAGUGACUUAGGUCACAGCUGAUCUGAGUCAGAGUGAGCAAGUCUUUGAUCGUGAGACUGGAGUCUUACAUUAAAUAACAGACAGUGUUAAGUUUACAACCAAUUAUUGUACAGAUGAUAAGAGACAGAAACAGUGUCAAAACAUUAGACAACAACCCUUACGAAUAAAACUGGAGGUGGAAAA
Mizuhopecten yessoensis (Yesso scallop) is the source of this 1575-nucleotide messenger RNA. RefSeq lists its product as uncharacterized. The record is from RefSeq and is a predicted model, not a curated record. Lineage: Eukaryota; Metazoa; Mollusca; Bivalvia; Pectinida; Pectinidae. The transcript has 3 exons. Bases 87 to 1034 code for a protein of 315 amino acids. Gene Ontology annotation, molecular function: chitin binding. Gene Ontology annotation, cellular component: extracellular region.